AUGCCUGUUUACAUCUAUCUAUCUAUCUAUCUAUCUAUCUAUGCCUGUUCACAUCUAUUUAUCUAUAUCAUUCUUUUUCUAUCUAUCUAUCUAUCUAUCUAUCUAUCUAUCUAUCUAUCUCAUUCUUUUUCUAUCUAUCUAUCUAUCUAUCUAUCUCAUUCUUUUUCUAUCUAUCUAUCUAUGCCUCUAUGUAUCUAUCUAUCUAUCUAUCUAUCUAUCUAUCUAUCUAUCUAUGCCUGUUCACAUCUAUUUAUCUAUAUCAUUCUUUUUCUUUCUAUCUACCUAUCUAUCUAUGUCCGUUUACAUCUAUCUAUCUAUCUAUCUAUCUAUCUAUCUAUCUAUCUAUCUAUCUAUCUAUCUCGUUCUUUUUCUAUCUAUCUAUCUAUCUAUCUAUCUAUCUAUCUAUCUAUCUAUGUCUGUUUACAUCUAUUUAUCUAUGUCAUUCUUUUUCUAUCUACCUAUCUAUGCCUGUUUACAUCUAUCUAUCUAUCUAUCUAUCUAUCUAUCUAUCUAUCUAUCUAUCUAUCUAUCUAUAGUAAUCUAUCUAUCUAUCUAUCUAUCUAUCUAUCUAUCUAUCUAUCUAAAUCAGUUCAUCUAUCUAUCUAUCUAUCUAUCUGCCUGUCUGUCUGCAAAUCUAUUUCUUUUUAUAUAACUUUCCCUUUCUUCAUCUACCGCCAUCAAUUCAUAUCUAUCUAUCUAUCUAUCUAUCUAUCUAUCUAUCUAUCUAUCUAUCUAUCUAUCUAUCUAUCUCUCAGACGGUUCAUAUCUAUCUUCAUAUCUAUCCUCAAAUCUAUCUCUCUAUCUACCCGGGCGUAA
Acanthosepion pharaonis is the source of this 816-nucleotide messenger RNA. The record is from the annotation of a GenBank genome assembly. NCBI's taxonomy places the organism in Eukaryota, Metazoa, Mollusca, Cephalopoda, Sepiida, Sepiidae.